UUGUGAGUGGCCGCAAUGAUAUUUAAUGGUUUUUUGAUUUCAGCCCAGAAAAAAAUGCAGCAGCAUCACAGAUCCGGAUCGCUUUACUGUGGCGUCACGCUGGUUGGAGUAAUACUCCUGGUGCUGCUCCGGCUAAUGCCGGGCAGCCCCUUCGGGGUGUACGCGAUGGUCGAGGAGGGCAACUAUCAUGAGCGCAAUGGCAUACACACAAAGUGCAGUUUCUUCGACACGGUCAACUUGACGGGAUAUCCCUCGUUCCCUAAUGGCAGCUACAGCUACGAGGGCGUGCUGAUACCCAGCCACUAUGUGGGCACCUUCGACUACAUCUACAAGGAUCUGGUGGACCGUGUAGAUGUGGCGCCGCAUAUGCGCGGCUGCAUCUGCAAGCUGAAGCCCUGCAUCAACAUCUGCUGUCCCUGGGGUCAGAUCUACAACAACAGCGAGUGCCAGAAGGACACCAACACGAGGCAAAUGUGGCCAGAGCCAACGAUAAAUGUGACCCUCCGAAAUGGAUCCUUGCAGAAUGUGAACAUCUACGAACAGUUUGUGGUGCAGAGCUUCAGGCCCUGCACUGAAAUGUUCUCCCUGCUGCCCGAGGUCAACUACUACGACACCUACCAGCUGUACGAGAACGGGACGCUGCUCCGCGAGGACGACAUGCACUACAUCUACAAGAACGAGUUCUGCCUGGUGCCCACUAAUGUCAACGACACGGAUCUCUACUACACCAUAAAUCCGGCCAACUGCGACAUGUUCAACGAGAACACCACGGUGAAGAUCAUCAAUGGAUUCGCUAUGCUCUUCUCCAUACCCUUCAUGCUGCUGACCAUUGCCGUAUAUCUGCUAAUUCCGGAGCUGCGCAAUCAGCACGGCAAGUCGCUGGUCUGCUAUUUGCUGGGCCUGACCAUUGGCUACUCGCUGCUGUGCUGCCUGCUGCUGAUGCACGACAUGAAUCCGUUUGGGCUGUCCUGCAAGCUGCUUGGCUAUACGGCGUACUUCUUCUUCAUGUCCGCCUUCUUCUGGCUGAACGUGAUCAGCUUCGAUUUGUGGCACAAUUUCCGUGGCACACGUGGAAUCAAUCGGUUCCAGGAGAAGAAACGCUUUCUGCUCUACUCGCUGUACUCGUGGGGCUCGGCUCUGGUCUUUCUCAUCUUCACGGUGCUCGUGCAGGAGUAUUUCGACUGGCCGGAGGCAAUCAAGCCGGGCAUUGGUGGCGGCCAGUUCUGCUGGCUGGACAUGACCAACUGGUCGGCCAUGCUCUACUUCUUCGGGCCCAUUCUGGUCAUCAUCGUGGCCAAUACCGUGAUGUUUAUGAUGACUGCGAUCAAGAUCCACGGCGUGCAGCGUGAGAUGGCGAGGAUUAUAGCCCGCGAGGAUAGCACCAAGAAUCUGCGCACCGAGAAGGACAAAUUCGGUCUGUUUCUGCGCUUGUUUCUGAUCAUGGGCGUCACCUGGUCCUCGGAGAUCAUCUCGUACUUUGUGGGCAACGACAAGAAAUGGUCGAAGAUCUUUUACGUAACCGAUUUGUGCAAUGCGAUGCAAGGCUUUCUCAUCUUUAUGCUGUUCGUGCUGAAGAAGAAGGUUAAGCACUUGAUAACCAACAGGUGCUCGAGCGGACGGGAGGGCAGCCAUCAGCGCCAGAGCCAAUAUUCCACCAAGACCACGUCCAGCAGCGUCGCCAAUCUCUCCAUGCACGAGAAGAGCUCCUCGGAGAAGCCGCUCGUCUCCACGCUGGAUCAACAACAACAACAACAACAACAACGCACCACCAACUUCCGCUGAGCUUACAGUGGAGCACGAAAGUCGCGCACCAGUUGCGUUUGGCAGGUCUAGUCCUUGGCUGACGUCCUUGCGUCGUGCUUAUCGCAUCGAAUAGCUGGGCGCCCAGUGCCUCCCCCCCUCCCCCCUCCCCCGCACCUCUUGCGCUCAUCGCCCAGCAGCCAUACUUAUUAUUAUAUAUCGUAGCAUUAAAAAAAAGACACUAUAUCUAUAUUAUAUAUCCAUAUCUGCCUGUAUAUGUCUUGUGAUCCAUAUCCAACACGAUUAUCUUUUUAUAUAUAUGCAUAUAUAUAUUUAUGUAUACGCUUAUUUGUUGAUCUGAUAUCUGAUUAGUCAUGUAAGCGUUGUCAUAUCUGUUGUCUAACUGAAACUAUUUUUAUGAUGCCCAAGCUUCAGAUCUACCCAGAGUUCCAUUUUUACAAAAAAAAAAGAAGAAAA
Drosophila montana is the source of this 2217-nucleotide messenger RNA. It is a transcript of the gene mthl10, whose product is annotated as methuselah-like 10. The transcript is spliced from 5 exons. Gene Ontology annotation, cellular component: membrane. The coding region runs from base 16 to 1782 and encodes 588 amino acids. Lineage: Eukaryota; Metazoa; Arthropoda; Insecta; Diptera; Drosophilidae. Gene Ontology annotation, biological process: G protein-coupled receptor signaling pathway; cell surface receptor signaling pathway. The record is from RefSeq and is a predicted model, not a curated record. Gene Ontology annotation, molecular function: G protein-coupled receptor activity.